This is a messenger RNA of Engraulis encrasicolus (European anchovy), 4647 nucleotides long. It is a transcript of the gene epha2a, whose product is annotated as eph receptor A2 a. The coding region runs from base 59 to 3016 and encodes 985 amino acids. Gene Ontology annotation, biological process: protein phosphorylation; ephrin receptor signaling pathway; axon guidance. The transcript is spliced from 17 exons. Gene Ontology annotation, molecular function: protein binding; ATP binding; transmembrane-ephrin receptor activity. Lineage: Eukaryota; Metazoa; Chordata; Actinopteri; Clupeiformes; Engraulidae. The record is from RefSeq and is a predicted model, not a curated record. Gene Ontology annotation, cellular component: plasma membrane; dendrite.
GUAGAGUUGAAGAACGGGUGGUCCGUCUCCGCGAAAAGGGAUUAUAAACGUUACAGAUAUGGACUCCCGGCGUGUACAGUUUUUUACUUUGUUUUUAUGUAUAUUUAUUACCUCGCUAUUUAUUGUCGUUCAUGGAAAACAAAAUGUGAUGUUGGAUAUGAAGUCCUCAGGGGGGGACUUGGGCUGGCUGCCUUCGCCCAGUGAGGAGGGGUGGGAGAUAGUGCAGACGGUGAUUAACGGCUCGCUGCUGUACACGUACAGCGUGUGCAACGUGGCCAACGACGGCGACCAGGACAACUGGCUGCGCACCACCUUCAUCCAGCGGCCGCCGGACGUCCAACGCGUCUCCGUGGAGAUGCAGUUCGUGGUGCGCGACUGCGGCACCUUCGACGGCAGCCUGCCCUCGUGCCGCGAGACCUUCGGCCUCUACCUCUACGAGUCGGACGUGGACGUGGGCACCAGCUUCCGCAAGGCCAACUUCCGCAAGGUGGCCACCGUGGCGCCCGACGAGGUCACCGCCAACCAGCGCGGCGGCAAGGUGGCGCUGCGCGUCAACAUCGAGACCAAGACCGUGGGGCCGCUGUCCCGGCGCGGAUUCUACCUGGCCUUCCAGGACUCCGGAGCCUGCGUGGCCCUGGUGUCGGUCCGGGUGCACUACACUAUCUGCCCCGCCACCACCCGCGGUCUGGCUGCCUUCCCUGAGAAGGUGGCUCUGGGAGCGCUGACCCAGGUGGAGGGCGCCUGCGUGGAGAACGCCGUGAUGGGUGCCCAGGCGCCCGCCAUGUACUGCACCUCCGAGGGCGAGUGGAUGCUACCCGCGGGGCAGUGCCAGUGCCGGGCCGGAUACCAGGCUGCGGAAGACUCCUGUGAAGUGUGUGAGGCCGGAUUCUUCAAGACUGUCGUCUCCAAUGCGCCGUGCGAGCCCUGUCCGGCCAACACCCAGCCGUCUAAGCCUGGCGCCCUCUUGUGUCAGUGCCUGGAAGGGUUCUUCCGCUCGCCUACAGACACUCUCUCCACACCUUGCUCCUCCCCUCCCAGCCCCCCGCGUGACGUGGUGGCCACGGCCCUGUCCUCCAGCCGCCUGCAGCUGUCCUGGCGCGUCCCCCUGGACACGGGCGGCCGCAGUGACAUCACCUACAGCGUGACGUGCGAGCACUGCGAGGGGGCCAGCUGCGUGUCGUGCGGCGAGCGCGUGCACUUCGAGCCGUCGGACGCGGCGCUGCGGGACACCAUCGUGACCGUGAGUGACCUGGAGCCUCACCUCAACUACACCUUCACCGUGGAGGUGCACAGCGGCGUGUCCCGCUACGGCCAGCAGAGGGCAGCCAGCAGCAUCACCGCCGUGCUGCAGGACACAGAUCCCCCCAUGGUGACGUCCAUUCGUCUGGAUGACAGCAGCCCCACCAGCCUGUCUCUCUCCUGGACCCUGGACCGCAGGGUACACCCACAGUCCACCCAUCGCUACGAGCUCAUGUACCGCAAGAAGGAGGAGAACAAUGAGCAGGAGUUCAUCACCUACACCGUGCUGGUUCUGGAGAGGAACUCAGUCCAGCUGAACGACCUGAGUCCUGGUUCCAAGUACGUGUUCCGGGUCCAGACCCUGACCCAGGAUGGCCAUCCCAGCAGCACCAGCCAGGAAUACUUGUACGAGACCCUUCCCAUCGCGGAGUACCAGGCCCAAAACAGCUCGAUGAUCGUAAUGGGAGCAAUGGUGGGCGGAGCAGUCAUGCUGGUGAUCGUCGUGGCCGUUCUGCUGAUGCAUAAAAGGAGACAGAAUAGACGCGCAAGGCAGAGACACGAUGACAACUACUUCACCUGUGCAGAGAAACUGCACCCCCAUAAGACGUACGUGGACCCCCAUGAGUACGAGGACCCAAGCACAGCUGUCCUCAAGUUCACCAGCGAGAUCCACCCCAACCUCAUCACCAAACAGAAGGUCAUCGGAGUCGGUGAGUUUGGCGAGGUGUUCCGCGGCGUCCUGAAGAAGGCAGGGCGCGGGGACGUGGCGGUGGCCAUCAAGACCCUGAAGCCGGGCUACACGGAGAAGCAGAGGCAGGACUUCCUGUCCGAGGCCUCCAUCAUGGGCCAGUUCGACCACCAGAACAUCAUCCACCUGGAGGGGGUGGUCACUAAGUUCAAACCUGCCAUGAUUGUUACGGAGUACAUGGAGAACGGGGCCCUGGACAUCUAUCUGAGGGACCACGAUGGUGAGCUGUCCUCGUACCAGCUGGUGGGCAUGCUGAGUGGCAUCGCGCAGGGCAUGAAGUACCUCUCCGACAUGAACUACGUCCACCGCGACCUGGCCGCCCGCAACGUCCUCGUCAACGGCCAGCUGGAGUGCAAAGUGUCCGACUUCGGGCUGUCGCGCGUGCUGGAGGACUACCCGGAAGGCACCUACACCACCACGGGAGGGAAGAUCCCUAUCCGUUGGACGGCUCCGGAAGCCAUCGCGUACCGGCAGUUCACCUCGGCCAGUGACGUGUGGAGCUUUGGCAUCGUGAUGUGGGAGGUUAUGGCCUUCGGGGAGCGGCCCUACUGGGACAUGAGCAAUCACGCAGUGAUGAAGGCCAUCAACGAGGCCUUCCGUCUACCGGCGCCCAUGGACUGUCCCUCCACCGUCUACCAGCUGAUGCUGCAGUGCUGGCUGCAUGACCGCUCCAAGCGUCCGCGCUUCGUCGACAUCGUCAACGUGCUCGACAAGCUGCUCAUGAACCCUGAGUCCCUGAAAACUAUCGCGAACUUCGACCCAAGGGUGUCAAUCCGCCUGCCUAGCACGAGUGGCGCUGGUGGAGCCCCCUUCAGGUCGGUUGAGGAAUGGCUGGAGUCCAUGAAGCUGUCUCAGUACAACGAGCUGUUCAGUCGCGCCGGUAUCACCAGCAUGGAACAGGUCCUACAUCUGAAGUCAGAUGAUGUCAGGAACGUCGGAGUGCAGUUGGCAGGCCAUCAAAAGAAGAUUGUCUACAGCAUUCUGGGGCUCCGGGACCAGAGCUGUACUCUGGAUGUGUUGGCUGUCUGAUCUCUCUGUCAAGAGGUUCGGCCGCGAUGCUGCUGCCAAGAAGCCGGCCAGGCCCAGACCUGUCAACACUGUCCUGGAGGGAUGGGGCCCACCACCACCCUGACACACACGGCCACAGGCACGUCCAGACAUGCCCUGGCACGCUCUACCGUACCGUCAGGUGGACCACACCAGAUUUCAGGAACGUUACGCUACAUACAUGUGAAAGAUAUUUUUCCCCUUGUAACCUUUGAAGUUUUUGGUUACGUUUUUGUUUUUUUUCUCCUUUUGUACAUAGACUGUAAUAAUAACAUUUUUAUACUGGAUAUUUUUGUAACAUUUAUUGAUUGUUUGUCUGUUUGUUUGAUAUUUGUAUUGCUGUUCUGUUAUUUGUGGUUGAGAAGAGAUUUUUAAGCACCAGGCCAUGAAGUGUCUUAACCGCGGGACCAGAAAUGAAAAGUGCAGUGGAAGUCUCAUUUUUGUGACAAUAAGAAGAAAGACUUCAUAUGUGUGGUCUUGGUUGUUUCGUAUGUUAUUGCCGUGCUUGAGAUAAUGGAUUUCAAAUGUCGAAGACAUGAGAAAAAUGAGUUUGUACAACAGUGGGGUGUUCCGAGUAAGUGGUCUAGUUACUAACCAUGCUAUUAACUCAGGCAGAGUAGGAGUAAAUCGUAACUCUCCCAAUAAAGGGAUCUUAUGAGCUCAUUCCUCUAGCAAAAUUAAAUCAAAGGGCUCUUCUACUAGUAGAUUUACCACUUGCCUUCAGUUAAUUUACCCACAUAAGUGACUAAACCUGCUUUUCUGGAACACCUCAGUGAUGAAUACAUGAGUACUUAGGUGAGGUCAACAUUCCCAUGAUGGUGUAACGACCCGAGACUAAUUAGCAGUGAUGGAUCCUGAGAAGAGCUGUUGUGCACUACAAUAGCCAGGUCAAUGAAAGGAGAAAUUGCUCCAGUCUCUCUCUCUCUCUCUCUCUCUCUCUCUCUCUCUCUCUCUCUCUCUCUCUCUCUCUCUCUCUCUCUCUCUCUCUCUCUCUCAAAGCUGCCAUUUGUCUGUCCUUUCUCGGGAGAUUUCAGAUCAAGUCUAUGUGCACAUGUAUGUAUGUUCCCGCCAGCCAGGAGUGUCCCGUCUUUGUCUGUCUGUUGGCCAAUUGCAUGCUGCAGCCUUUUUGUGACAGCUCAAACGCCCAUUUGUCCAAACGUAAUGGUGCAGAGAGCAUGUAACUGGAAUGCCAUGUUAGUCAGCCAUGUCAGAUAGUCAGGGUGCGAUUUGUCAAAAAAAAUAAACAGGAUGGGAUACGUUUCAGAUUUUAGUUACAUUUAUCAGAACCAGAAACCAGAUGGGGAGACAAUCCCCCUCAUCACUCCCUACAAAUCGCACCUUGCAGACAGUCAUGGAUGAAAUAGAGGGAACACUCUUUCCUUGGUUUGCCUGUACUGUAGUUAUGAACCACUGUUAUGCACAGAGGAACAACAGUUAUGUUAACCACUUACAAACAGUUUGAAGAGAUGUGAACUUAAUCGGACGCCAUCUUGCUAGUCCUGAACCACUGGGAGGCAUGCCCGGACAUGCCCUUCCCUUUUUGUCUUAAUGCUGCUUGUUUACACAAUUAUUUAAUAUUUAUUUUAUGUUUUUUUAUUUAUUUCUUGUUUUGA